AUGAAAUUCCGCCCCCGCCUCUCCCUCCCUCCCCUCCCCCAUCGCCAUCACCACAAUCCCCUACGCACCUACACAUCCCAACCACCACCACACCCACCCUCCAAACCACCAAAUCCCCCAUCCCAACCCCACCUCCGACACAACCGCCUCAUCCUCGCCCUAACCGGCGCCACCGGCUCCAUCUACGGCAUCCGCACGCUCCAAACCCUACACGACCUCAACAUCGAAACGCACCUAAUCCUCUCCAAAUGGGCCCUCCCGACCCUCCGCUACGAAUGUCCCCAAUACACCCUGCCCUACCUAACCUCCCUAGCAACACACACCCACUCACCGCGCGACCUCGCCGCCCCCAUCAGCAGCGGAAGCUACCCAGUAGACGGAAUGAUCAUCGCACCGUGCAGCAUGAAGACCCUCGCGGCGAUACGUAUGGGCUACGGCGAGGAUUUGAUAUCCAGGUCUGCGGACGUGUGCAUUAAAGAGGGAAGGAGAUUGGUGCUCAUGGUGAGGGAGACGCCGUUGAGUGUGAUUCAUUUGGAGAAUAUGCUCGCGUUGGCGAGGUUGGGGGUGGUGAUUUUCCCGCCCGUGCCGGGGUUUUAUACGAGGCCGGGGGGGAUUGGGGAGGUGGUGGGGCAUAGUGUUGGGAGGAUGUUGGAUGUGAUGGGGGUGGAUGUUGAUGUUGAUGUUAAUGGUCAGGGGGUUAAUGGUGAAGGGGAUGGAGAUGGGGUUAUGCCGAGGGAGGGGAGAUGGGUGGGGUGGAGGAAGUGA
Molecule: messenger RNA, 765 nt
Organism: Aspergillus luchuensis
Lineage: Eukaryota; Fungi; Ascomycota; Eurotiomycetes; Eurotiales; Aspergillaceae
Product: UbiX family flavin prenyltransferase
Exons: 1
Coding region: 1-765 (254 amino acids)
Molecular function (GO): carboxy-lyase activity
Source: RefSeq, a predicted model, not a curated record